This is a messenger RNA of Hyposmocoma kahamanoa, 1346 nucleotides long. RefSeq names its product nuclear migration protein nudC (gene nudC). The transcript has 8 exons. Gene Ontology annotation, cellular component: cytoplasm. NCBI's taxonomy places the organism in Eukaryota, Metazoa, Arthropoda, Insecta, Lepidoptera, Cosmopterigidae. The coding region runs from base 141 to 1118 and encodes 325 amino acids. Gene Ontology annotation, biological process: protein folding. The record is from RefSeq and is a predicted model, not a curated record.
UCUGACAGCGUGAGAGGAUGACAGGUGCAUGCAUAAAACAUAAAACUAUAGAAACCGGCGCGUUUGGAAACUAAACAAAGCCUUUGUGCGCAAAUUUAGAUACGACUAAGAAAGUUGUUAAAGUUCAGUAUACAUCGAGAAUGGCUGCUGAUCCUGAAAGAUUUGAUAGCAUGCUCCUUGCUAUGGCACAACAACAUGAGGGUGGUGUGAAAGAUCUCCUGAAUACAAUAGUUGGUUUCCUUGCAAGAAAAACAGACUUUUUCACUGGAGGUCAAGCUGGUGAAUGGGAAAAAGUACUAAAGGACACAUUCUAUGCCCAUGCCAAGAAAGCUUGUGAUGAGUCAGACAGAAUCAAGAAAGAGAAAGAAGAAGCGGAUAAAAGGUUGAAGGAAAUUCGGCAGAAGAAGGAACAAGAGAGACUGGCGCAAGAUUUCGAACCAGCCUCGGUCAUUGAAGUCACUGACCAGGAAGCUGAUAAGAUGCAAGAGGAUAUAGAGCAGGAGAAGAAGUCUAGAGCUGAGGUAGGUGGUGGCGACGGCACUGCUGACAAUGAUGCUGAAAUGCUUCCAGAAGAAGAGGAAGAUCCCAAAGAGAAAGGCAAGCUCAAGCCUAAUGCGGGCAACGGAUGCGACCUUGAGAACUACAGAUGGACACAGACCUUAGAAGAAAUUGAGCUACGAGUGCCUCUACGCCAGAUCUUAAGACCGCGUGACUUGAACGUGGUGAUUGGCAAGCGACAUUUGAAAGUAGGCAUUAAAGGGCAGCCUUUCAUCAUCGAUGGUGAUCUGGACUCCGACGUCAAGGUCGAAGAAUCCACCUGGGUGCUACAGGACGGACGAAACGUGCUUGUCAACCUUGAAAAGGUAAAUAAAAUGAACUGGUGGAGCAGACUAGUCACUACGGAUCCAGAAAUAUCUACUAAGAAAAUUAACCCAGAACCUUCGAAACUAUCGGACUUAGAUGGGGAGACUCGAGGACUGGUCGAGAAGAUGAUGUACGACCAGAGACAGAAGGAAAUGGGCCUGCCAACUAGCGACGAGCAAAAGAAACAGGAUGUUCUUAAAAAAUUCAUGGAACAACAUCCAGAAAUGGAUUUCUCUAAAUGCAAAUUUAAUUAAGUCGUGAAUGUCUGUAUAAUUUAAGACGAACUUGUUCUACGUUCACCGAAGCACUGUGUCAUUUUAGUUAAUGUGUGGUAUCACGGUUCGCAAGACGAGUACUUUUUCAAAUUGCAAUUAUGGAUGUGAAAUUGUAUUAGGUGCUCCUUGUCAUCUUACGGCUUUUACAAAACACAAAGCUGAUUGCGUACCUAUGUUAUUUUUAAACUAUUAUGUAUUGUCUCAAGU